Ylistrum balloti is the source of this 387-nucleotide messenger RNA. Its product is annotated as insulin-like growth factor-binding protein 5. NCBI's taxonomy places the organism in Eukaryota, Metazoa, Mollusca, Bivalvia, Pectinida, Pectinidae. Gene Ontology annotation, cellular component: extracellular region. The coding region runs from base 1 to 387 and encodes 128 amino acids. The record is from RefSeq and is a predicted model, not a curated record. The transcript is spliced from 3 exons.
AUGAAGACCGUUCUGCACGCAUGCGUAGUGUUUGUGUUGGCGGUAGCGGUAGAGGUAUUAUGUGAAGAGCCGGUGCUACCCUGUUCUCCUUGUUACAAUGUGACAUGCGGUGAUCCCCCGGAGAGUUGUGAACUGGACAAGAUCCCGUGUGGUUGUUGUCCCACCUGCGUAAGACUGGAAGGUCAGCUGUGCGAGGCUUUUUCUCCCAGGUGUGGUUAUGGUCUAAAAUGCCUCACCCCUGGAGGAUUCUAUGACGGACGGCCGCCAUGGUACAUGCAAUACUUAAGAGGAGUGUGUGUCAAAGGGCCUCAGACUCAUCCUGAUGCCAUCAUUAAUACAGGAAACACGUCCGUUGUAAGGGCCGCAGACACAGAUGACAAUGUGUAA